Ogataea philodendri is the source of this 828-nucleotide messenger RNA. RefSeq lists its product as uncharacterized. The record is from RefSeq and is a predicted model, not a curated record. NCBI's taxonomy places the organism in Eukaryota, Fungi, Ascomycota, Pichiomycetes, Pichiales, Pichiaceae. Bases 1 to 828 code for a protein of 275 amino acids. The transcript is spliced from 2 exons.
AUGUCCAACAACAAGCAUAGCACUUUGAAUGACACGGAUUUGGCUGGAAUUGGAAAACUAACAAAGCAGAAUCUCUACGCCCUUUUGGGUAACGAUGUGUCUGACGACGAGGGAGAAGUUCUUGCUCCAAAGGAAAUUGUCAAGAAGAGCACCUCUUCCAAGAAAGUCGAUGCUCCACCUCCUUCUGCCGACAAAUCUAAGGCCAAGAAGAACAAGAAGCCUUCUGCCACCGGAAACGAGGCUGGUUUGAAAUUGAAGAACAAGAACACUGAGGUUGAACCACCAAAGUCCACUGACCGUCGUACCGCUAAGAGCAAGAGCUUCGACAAGCACUCUAGAACCGGAAAGACUGAGACCGCUAAGUCUCAAAAGACCAAGCUUGGUGACGAGGUCGAUGCCCAGGUUGAGGGUGAGGCUGAUGCCCAAGAGGAGCUUUCUGAGGAAGGUGAAGAGGUUGAGAAGCCAGUCUACAAGACCCUUGAUGAUUACUUCAACGAAUUGCAGGUGCAACAAACCGGUCUCUCUGCCAAGCCAAAGAGAGCUGCCAACCAAGGUGCUCAGGACAAAUGGACCAACGACGAAUUGCUUGUCAAGGAAAAGGAGGUUCUUUUCGAGCCAACUGGAUUGAAGCAAUCCAAGCAAAAGGCUAAGAAGGUUAAGCAAUUUGUUGACGUUGAGGUCAUUGUUGCUGACGAAAUCCGUGAACCAAGAGAAAGACCAGCCAGAAACACCAACUCCAGAGGUGGUAACAGAGCUCCAAAGGGUAAGGGUGCUAAACCAGCCCCACGUAAGGUUGCUCUUAAUGACAAGAACUUCCCAGCUCUAUGA